AUGACACAGUCACCCAUGAUCUCGGUGCCUCUGAAGGCUACCAAUGAGAUCGACUGGGUUGCGCCGCUCAAGUCUUACAUACAGAAUACAUACGGUGACGACCCGGAAAGAUAUGCAGAAGAAUGUGCGACCCUGAAUCGCCUGCGUCAGGACAUGAGAGGGGCCGGGAAAGACAGCACCGCUGGACGAGACCUUUUAUAUCGGUACUAUGGUCAGCUUGAGUUAUUGGACCUGCGCUUCCCUAUCGACGAACAACACAUCAAAAUAUCUUUUACGUGGUUUGAUGCCUUCACUCAUAAGCCGACAGCGCAAUAUUCCUUAGCUUUUGAAAAAGCGUCUAUCAUAUUUAACAUCGCUGCCGUCUUGUCAUGUCAUGCCGCAAAUCAAACACGGUCAGAAGAAGGCGGCCUAAAGACUGCCUACCACUCGUUCCAGGCGUCGGCCGGCAUGUUCACCUAUAUCAAUGAGAACUUCCUGCACGCACCUUCCUCAGAUCUUAGCCGCGACACUGUUAAGACACUGAUCAGCAUUACACUGGCCCAAGCCCAGGAGGUGUUUCUUGAGAAGCAAAUAGUAGAUCAAAAGAAGGUGGGCUUGCUUGCCAAGUUAGCCAGCCAGGCGGGCUCGCUUUAUACCCAAGCCGUUGAAGGUGUCCAAGACAAUGUGAACCGGGCUAUUUUUGAGAAAGUAUGGCUUUCAAUGGUCCAAGUCAAGGCAAACCUACUAAAUUCUAUGGCCCAGUAUUUUCAAGCCCUUGCUGAUGACGAUGCAAAUUCCCAUGGAACAGCCGUUGCAAGACUUCAGUUGGCCGAGAAAUUGGCAAAGGAGGCCAACAGGGUGGCUAACAACUUUCCCGGUUCCAUGCCCCCGAGCUCGAAUCUUCAAGCGGAUUGUGGCACUAUACUAAGCGAUGUCACCAAACGACAUCUCUCCACCGUUCAAGAUAAGUUGAAAGAGCUGUCGAAGGACAACGAUUACAUCUAUCAUCAGACAGUCCCGGCAGAGGCAAGUGUUGCUCCAGUAGCAAAGUUACCUGCUGCAAAGCCCAUCCCGGUGAAAGAUCUUUACGCAGGACAAGAUAUCGAGCGCAUAACGGGGCCAGACUUAUUCGCCAAGAUUGUGCCAUUGGCUGUUACGGAAUCUGCAAGUCUUUACGACGAAGAGAAGGCCAAGUUGGUUAGAGCAGAGACAGAGCGGGUAGAUCUUGCGAACAGCGAGAUGGCUGCGAGUCUUGAUUACUUGCGACUUCCAGGUGCACUACAAGUCUUGAAAGGAGGAUUCGAUUCAGACAUCCUACCAGACGAGGACUUCAGGACGUGGUGCGAUGAUGUUGCAGGACACGAGAACCCCAUCUCCAUUUUCGACACUCUCCGGAUAGAAAAGGAUGCUAUCAUUUCCAUCUUGGAUAGGAGCUCGAAACAGUUGGAUAUGGAGGAAAGUGUCUGUGAGAAGAUGCGGUCGAAAUACGAAGGCGAGUGGACACAACAGCCUAGCUCAAGGUUAACGACAACAUUGAGGAGUGACAUUCGAAAUUAUCGCGAGGCGUUGGAUGAAGCUUCGCGAAGUGACGGCCAAUUAGCUGCAAAAUUCCGUCAAAGUCAGGGCGAGUUCGAGGAAAUGCGCUCGGCAGCCCAGAACGGUGACGUGGACGGUUUAUUCCAGAGCGCUGUGAGCAAAGUUAAGGCCAAGUCGAGUAACAUCGGGAGCCCAGCAGUGGAACAGCCAAAUCUUCUUGAUGCGGACUUCGAUGACAAUGGCCCUAGCGUGAUGGAACAAAUUAGGAAGGUUGAGGAGAUCUUGAAGAAGUUGAAUCUGAUCAAGAGGGAACGCAACCAAGUUCUCAAGGAUCUUAAAGAAAAGGUUCACAAUGAUGACAUUUCAGAAAUUCUGAUUCUGAAUAAGAAGUCGAUCGCCAAUUUCGAGAACCAAUUGUUCCAGUCUGAACUCGAGAAAUUCCGCCCCCACCAGACCCGUCUAGUGGCAGCUAAUCACAAGCAGUCAGCUCUCAUGAAGGAAUUGACAGCUACAUUCAAUAGCCUCCUUCAGGACAAACGUGUCAGAGCCGAGCAAAGCAAAUACGAGUCAAUUCAGCGCCAAAGAUCUACCGUCAUUAGCAAAUAUAGGCGAGCUUACCAGGAGUUCCUGGACCUCGAGGCGGGCUUACAGAGUGCAAAGCGUUGGUAUACUGAGAUGAAGGAAACUGUCGAGAGUUUGGAAAAGAAUGUCGAAUCAUUUGUUAACAAUCGACGAUCUGAAGGAGCUCAGCUCUUGAAUCAGAUCGAACAGGAGAGAGCUAAUGUCGAUGGCAUCGCCUUCUUCACCACCAAAACCGUCUAA
Messenger RNA from Phaeoacremonium minimum UCRPA7, 2337 nucleotides. Its product is annotated as putative vacuolar protein-sorting protein bro1 protein. Gene Ontology annotation, molecular function: protein binding. Lineage: Eukaryota; Fungi; Ascomycota; Sordariomycetes; Togniniales; Togniniaceae. The transcript is spliced from 5 exons. Gene Ontology annotation, cellular component: endosome. The coding region runs from base 1 to 2337 and encodes 778 amino acids. Gene Ontology annotation, biological process: protein transport to vacuole involved in ubiquitin-dependent protein catabolic process via the multivesicular body sorting pathway. The record is from RefSeq and is a predicted model, not a curated record.